Messenger RNA from Leptopilina boulardi, 3042 nucleotides. Its product is annotated as periodic tryptophan protein 2 homolog. The record is from RefSeq and is a predicted model, not a curated record. Lineage: Eukaryota; Metazoa; Arthropoda; Insecta; Hymenoptera; Figitidae. The coding region runs from base 130 to 2874 and encodes 914 amino acids. Gene Ontology annotation, cellular component: small-subunit processome; Pwp2p-containing subcomplex of 90S preribosome. Gene Ontology annotation, molecular function: protein binding. Gene Ontology annotation, biological process: maturation of SSU-rRNA from tricistronic rRNA transcript (SSU-rRNA, 5.8S rRNA, LSU-rRNA); ribosomal small subunit assembly. The transcript is spliced from 15 exons.
GUAAAAUGUUAAAUGCACAUGUGAUCCCAUGUGGUCGUUUUUAAACUCACAGUGUUUGUAAACAAAUAAUAUGAAAUUUAUUAUAUAUUUAUUGCUUUAAUUUGAUUGAAAAUAAUAAAUUUGUGAAAAAUGAAAUGCAAUUACAAGUUUAGCAAUUUGCUUGGGACGGUUUACUCUACCGGAGAUUUAAUCUUCUCAAGUGAUGGAACAUCUGUGAUUAGUCCGGUUGGAAAUCGUAUAACAGUUUAUGAUUUGAAAAAUGAUAAAUCUACAACUCUUCCUUUGGAGAGUAAAUAUAAUUAUAAUGCUCUGGAUUUGUCACCAAACGGAUGUAUAUUAAUUGCAGUAAAUGAAGAGGGUGAUGCACACUUUAUAAGCAUGAUUAGUAAAAAGAUAAUUCACAAACAUCGUUUUAAGCGACGUGUGAGGAGUGUAAAAUUUUCUCCAGAUGGUAAACAUUUUGCUGUUUGCAAAGAAAAUAAUGUAUUUAUAUUUAAAUUUUCUGCAUAUGAAUUCGAAAAUUAUAAGCCAUUUAUAAUGGAACGCGUUUACACUGGAGCAACAGAUGAUACAACAUGUAUGGACUGGUCUUUCGAUUCAAAAUUAUUGUCAGUUGGUGCGAAAGAUAUGACAACUAGAUUAUAUAGUAUUGAUAAAGAAAUAAAUAUAAAAAGUUACACAUUCACUAGUCAUUCUGACGUAAUUGUUGGAUGCUUUUUCGAAAAGGAAAAUUAUGAUUUGUCUACUAUUAGCAGAAAUGGUCAUCUGUGUGUUUGGGAAUGUUCUGUUCAACCUGAGGAACUUUCAGAGUAUCAAGCACCACUAAAAAAGAGCAAACAAACAAAUACAAUUAAUGAGGAAAAUUAUGUCGAUACUGAAAAAAUGGCAGAAUUAUCAAUGGAUGAGGAAAUAGAUUCAUCGCAGACUGUUGAUACAAAUAAAAAUGUUACUCAAGAAGUUCAGCAUCAAGGCGAGAUAAUUAAAUUAAAAUACAAACGACUUGGAAGGCAUUAUUUAGCAGACAUUGCUAAAACUGAAUCAAAAGACGUAAUUUUAACUUCUGCUGCGUAUCAUUCACAAAGUCACAUUCUUGUUGUUGGUUUCAGUAAUGGAGGUUUCUUUCUUUACGAACUUCCAAGUGCAAUUCUUAUUCAUUCUCUCAGUAUUCCCAAUCAAUGUAUUUCUACAAUUUCUAUUAAUUGUACCGGUGAUUGGAUUGCUGUGGGAUGUUCAGAAGUCGGUCAACUAUUAGUUUGGGAAUGGCAAAGUGAAUCCUAUUGUCUCAAGCAGCAAGGACACAGUAAUAAUAUGACUUGCCUUUAUUACAGUCCAAAUGGUCAAUUCAUAGUAACAGGUGGUCACGAUGGAAAAGUCAAGUUAUGGAAUACUAUGAAUGGAUUUUGCAUCGCUACUUUUCAAGAACAUACUUCUUCUAUAAGUGAUGUUACAUUUAGUCAUAAUCAAAAAUUUAUUGUUUCCUCAUCAUUAGAUGGAAGUAUUCGUGCUUAUGAUUUAGUACGUUAUAGAAAUUUCAAGACAUACACAUCUCCAAAGCCAGUUCAAUUUUCUUGUCUUGCACUUGAUUCAAGUGAUGAAUUUCUUGCAGCUGGUGGACAAAAUGUUUUUGAAAUUUAUCUAUGGAGCGUUAAAACAGGUAGUCUGAUGGAUAUUUUAAGUGGACAUGAAGGUCCAGUAGUCAGUUUAGCAUUUAAUCCAAAUUUAGCUAGUACCCAAUUAGCCUCAGCAUCUUGGGAUAAAACAGUGAGAUUAUGGAAUGCUAUUGAAAGUGGUUCUAAUUAUGAAUCCAUUCAGUUAACAGGUGAUGCAUUAUGUGUAGUUUUUAGACCUGACGGUAAAGAAGUGGCAGUUGCUACAUUGGAUGGUCAAAUAUCAUUUUUCCAUUCUGAAACGGCAGAACAAACAGGAAAUAUCGAAGGAAAAAAAGAUUUAGGUAGUGGACGUUCUACUACUGAUUUAAUUACUGCUAAGAAAAGUCUCGAAGGAAAAGCAUUUACAUCAUUAUGUUACUCAGUCGAUGGAACUUGUAUACUUGCUGGUGGUCAUUCGAAAAAUGUUUGUCUCUACAAUGUUCAGGAAUCGAUUUUAUUGAAAAAAUUUGAAGUGACUCAAAAUAUGUCUUUAAAUGCAGUUUCCGAUGUUUAUAAUAGGCGAAAGAUGACUGAAUUUGGUUAUGCAAAUUUAAUUGAGGAAAGGGAGGAUAAUGAAGGAGGCAAUGUUAAAGUGCGAUUACCGGGAGUUGUAAUGGGAGACAUGGCGGAAAGAAAUACAAAACCAGAAAUUCGAGUAUUUGCUUUACAGUUUUCACCGUUGGGUCAAUCUUGGGCAGCAACGACAACUGAAGGUUUAUUAUUGUACUCCUUGAAUUCUGCUUUACUAUUUGACCCUUUUCAACUAGACCUAGAAGUAACGCCAGAGGCAAUAGACAACGCUUUGCAGUUAAACGAGUACUAUAAAGCACUGAUCGCAGCUCUAAAACUUAGUGAAAUUUCACAUAUACGAAAAGUUGUGGAAAACAUUCCUCUAUGCGAUAUUUCACUUACACUAUAUAAUCUACCCCAUGUAUAUGUGGAAAAACUAUUGACCUUCAUUGCUGAUGAAUUGGAAACAACUAAGCACGUACAGUUUUAUUCAAAAUGGGUCAAUACUAUUUUUACUGAAAGAGGAGAUCUUAUUAACACAUUGACUUUAAUGCCUGUUUUAAUAAUGUUACAAAAAAGUAUGCAGGAAAAGUAUGAUUCUCUCAGUAAAUUAUGUGAUUUUAAUCAAUACACAAUGAAGUAUUUCAACAAAAUGGGAAAAUUGAAAAAAUUACAAGAUACUUCAAUUGAUGAAAUUAAUUUGGACGUAUCUUAAAUUUUUUCUGGAAAAAGUAAUAAGAAUUAAUUGGAAAUAUAAUGCAUGAAUUGAAAUUAGAACAGUCCAUAUGGUUUGAUAUUUUGAUACUUCAGUAAUUUGUGUAUAUUUCUGUAAAUGAUUUAGAAAGUAAUUUUAAAUAAAAAUAUUUUAAAAUAACAAAAAAAA